GCAGGCAUUAAAUGUGUGCAGACGUUGGAGGUCGGGAUGCAGUGACGUAUUCCAUCUCGUUUUGUAUCUUUGCAGACGGAGCUGAGCAUGGAGCUGAGCUGUGAUUUGUUGUGACCGCAAACCGUUUUUUACAGCAACGCGAGAUUAUGAUGAGCUCUAUGACGAAAGGGCCUCGAUGAAAUGUAUUUAUGUUGUGUGUUGGACACACUGGAUGCGGUUAUCUGUCUUCUAACGGUGUCAUCAACUGAUUAGUCCGUUAAGCCUUUGGUUGGACAUCGACUACUAGUGACUGACUAACGUUACUAAUGCUCCUUGAUGUGUUGUCGGUUUGACAUGAGGAUGCUAGAGGGAGGCACGUCCAUGACACCAUGACUCCAACUCUGCCCGUGGUCUUCUGCUGUUGUCACAGGAAAAACUGGUUGCAUUCAGCAGCAGACAGCAAACACAUCUCUAUUUUCCACCCAAUUAUUAUCUUGCCCCAGAUGCAAUGGAAGGACAAGCAUAAUGAAUAGAUACACUACCAUCAGACAGCUCGGGGAUGGCACCUACGGCUCAGUCAUCCUCGGUCGCAGUCUAGAGUCAGGAGAGCUAGUUGCCAUAAAGAAAAUGAAAAGAAAAUUCUACUCCUGGGAAGAAUGCAUGAACCUUCGUGAAGUCAAGUCUUUAAAGAAACUCAACCAUGCUAAUGUGAUCAAACUUAAGGAGGUAAUUCGAGAAAAUGAUCACUUGUACUUCAUAUUUGAGUACAUGAAGGAAAAUCUAUAUCAGCUAAUGAAAGACAGGACUCGAUUGUUUCCUGAAUCUGCUGUAAGAAAUAUUAUGUUUCAGAUACUACAGGGGCUUGCGUUCAUUCAUAAACAUGGGUUUUUUCACAGGGACAUGAAACCUGAGAAUCUUCUGUGCAUGGGCCCAGAGCUGGUGAAAAUAGCUGACUUUGGGCUUGCCCGGGAAAUCAGAUCACGACCACCAUACACAGACUAUGUCUCGACCAGAUGGUACAGAGCCCCAGAGGUGCUCCUCAGAUCCACAUCCUACAGUUCACCCAUAGACCAGUGGGCAAUUGGCUGCAUCAUGGCAGAGCUUUAUACCCUCAGGCCUCUUUUCCCAGGCUCCAGUGAAGUAGAUACUAUAUUCAAAGUUUGCCAAGUCUUGGGUACGCCAAAGAAGAAUGAUUGGCCGGAGGCAUACCAUCUUGCAAGUGCAAUGAAUUUCCGUUGGCCUCAGUGUGUUCCCAGUAAUCUGAAGACACUGAUCCCAAAUGCCAGUCCUGAAGCCAUUCAUCUGAUGACAGACCUGCUCCAGUGGGAUCCCAAGAAGAGACCAGCUUCUGCCCAGGCUCUCAGGUACUCUUACUUCCACGUGGGCCAGGCUUUGGGCACUCCUCAGCAGAUCCUGGAGCAGGGCAGGCCUCAGCCAGGCUUUGUGCCGCCACUGGCUCGUUUACAGUCACAACAGACGCUGCAGCAGCAACCCCUGCUGCUUAAGCCUGUGCCUCCCUCCCAGCCUCCACCUCCCAACCAACACUGCUCCCCCCCCAGGCCUCUCCAGCAGAUCCAGCCUUCCCCUGUAUCUGCAGCUGCUCAGGCGGCAGUGUACCAACGGCACACAGAGCUGGUGCGAGAGCAGCAACCGAAGCACACCCUGAAGCAGGAACAGACCGGAGGAACACCACAGAGCCAUCUUCCUUAUAUUGUUGAUAAGAGUCUCCAGAGCAAGCAAACAAGACAGGAGUCAGAAAAAGCAAACCUACUGAGCUAUCAGUUGAAACCUAAAGGAGGGCGGCGGCGCUGGGGCCACGGCACAGGACACCUUAAGGGAGAAGACUGGGACGAAUACGAGCAAACAGAUCUGACAUCCAUAAGUAUUCUCGGAAAAAGUAACUUCUCCACAGAGAAGUCGAGGCAGGGCGAGGACGCACUGAGCAGGUAUGGAAAUGUUCUGGAUUUCAGUCGACCCCGUGAAAAGGAAGAUGCACCUUUAAACCUGAACAAAAGUACAGCCUACCAGGAGCCAUUGAGAACUGCUUCUGCCAAACAACAUUACUUGAGGCAGUCAAGAUAUUUACCUGGCAUUGGCACAAAGAAGAACGUGGCCAUAAAUGCCAGUAAAGACUCGACUGGAAGCCAUCUUUGGGGCAACAGUAGUAUUCCAUUUGGAGGGACUCUGCCAAGCAGAGGGGCUCACGGUACAAAUACAAUCCCAGGUGGAUACAUGCCGUCGUUUUACAAAAAAGACAUUGGUUCUGCCGGUCACAGAGGGCACCAGGUUCCUUCAGUGGAAUCAACAGCAUCAAAUUAUGCAACAUGGCAGUCUGGCCGGAGUCCGAUGAACACCUCUACCAACAUGUCAUUGGCCAACAAGAGCACCCCUCGCUCGCAAGUGCUGCCCCGCCCGCCGGUACAGUCUAUCCACGGCCGAACAGACUGGUCUGCCAAAUAUGGACACCGCUAGUGCCCUGCCUGGAGCUCUGAUCUUUGCUCCUAAGAACUCUUUCACCUCCAAAGAGUAGGCCUAGUUGUUUUAUAAUCAGAAUCUGUACAUACAUCUUACACAGCAAUAAUUUUGUUUUUCAUUAUGUGUACUAUGGAUGUUGUGAGUUGUAAAAUAUCUUAUGUGUAUAUUUAAAUGCAACCGGCCAAAACCAGUGUUUUUAUUUUGUAUUUCUGUAACAUAACUACUGUCCUACAGAGGUUACAACUUCAGUUUUGUAUCAGAUUUAUCACUUAAUGUUCACCAACCUGUAUACAUAAUAUGCAUAUUAUAAUUUUAUUAAAAACUUCACUGUGACUAGUGUUUUUGUUUUUGGCUACAACUAAUUAUUUGCCUCUGGAAAGUUAAGUCGUUUUUGUUUUUAGAUGGUCGACUUGUCAGGUAACUAUUAUUUGUGCAUUAUAUGUUUUUAAUGAAAUUCAAGGCUAUGCUUUGAUUUCAGUAAAAUGAAUAUAAUGCAGGUGUACUGUACAAAUCUGAUUUAGUUGUUAACACGUUUUACCCCUUUGGCCAAAGUGAGUGUGAUUAUUAAAUUGACAGUUAUUGAGUAUUAUUAAACUUUUGACUGGGUACCAACAUG
Messenger RNA from Sander lucioperca (pikeperch), 3070 nucleotides. Its product is annotated as serine/threonine-protein kinase ICK. Gene Ontology annotation, biological process: intraciliary transport; protein phosphorylation; cilium assembly. The coding region runs from base 505 to 2451 and encodes 648 amino acids. The record is from RefSeq and is a predicted model, not a curated record. Gene Ontology annotation, molecular function: ATP binding; protein serine/threonine kinase activity. The transcript has 14 exons. NCBI's taxonomy places the organism in Eukaryota, Metazoa, Chordata, Actinopteri, Perciformes, Percidae. Gene Ontology annotation, cellular component: cilium; nucleus; cytoplasm.